Messenger RNA from Saimiri boliviensis boliviensis (Bolivian squirrel monkey), 1643 nucleotides. NCBI's taxonomy places the organism in Eukaryota, Metazoa, Chordata, Mammalia, Primates, Cebidae. The record is from RefSeq and is a predicted model, not a curated record.
GGAACCCGCAGGGCGCAGCGCGGGCACCCCAGAGCCGGCGAGGGGCCAGGCAGGUGGCUGGGGACGCGCGGACCUGGCCCUCGCAGCCUUCUGCAUGCUAUGUCGGCACAGCGGCCAGCGCUCAGCAGGUUUUCAGAUUUGCGUCUCACGAGGAGCCUUGGCGGUAGCGAGCGGAGAGGAAGGCGGGCUGCGCGGCCCAGGAGAUUCUCUUCACCAUGGCCAGACGCCCCCGGAGCAGCAGGGCCUGGCACUUCGUCCUGAGUGCAGCCCGCCGAGACGCGGAGGCCCGCGCCGUGGCUCUGGCAGGCUCCCCUAACUGGGGCUACGACUCUGAUGGGCAGCACAGCGACUCAGACUCAGACCCCGAGUACUCCACGCUGCCGCCAUCGAUCCCCAGCGCAGUGCCCGUGACCGGCGAGUCGUUCUGCGACUGUGCCGGGCAGAGCGAGGCUUCCUUCUGUAGCAGCCUGCACUCAGCCCACCGGGGCAAAGACUGCCGCUGUGGAGAGGAAGACGAGUAUUUCGACUGGGUGUGGGAUGACCUGAAUAAGUCAUCAGCCACCCUGCUGAGCUGCGACAACCGCAAGGUCAGCUUCCACAUGGAGUACAGCUGUGGCACGGCGGCCAUCCGGGGCACCAAGGAGCUCAGAGAGGGCCAGCACUUCUGGGAGAUCAAGAUGACCUCGCCUGUCUACGGCACCGACAUGAUGGUGGGCAUUGGGACGUCGGAUGUGGACCUGGACAAAUACCGCCACACAUUCUGCAGCCUGCUGGGCAGGGACGAGGACAGCUGGGGCCUCUCCUACACGGGCCUCCUCCACCACAAGGGCGACAAGACCAGCUUCUCCUCAAGGUUUGGCCAGGGCUCCAUCAUUGGCGUGCACCUGGAUACCUGGCACGGGACGCUGACUUUCUUCAAGAACAGGAAAUGCAUAGGUGUGGCAGCCACCAAGCUGCAGAACAAGAGGUUCUACCCGAUGGUGUGCUCCACAGCAGCACGCAGCAGCAUGAAGGUCACCCGCUCCUGCGCCAGCGCCACCUCUCUCCAGUACCUCUGCUGCCACCGCCUGCGCCAGCUGCGGCCGGACUCGGGGGACACGCUGGAGGGCCUGCCCCUGCCGCCAGGCCUCAAGCAGGUGCUGCACAACAAGCUGGGCUGGGUCCUGAGCAUGAGCUGCAGCCGCCGCAAGGCUCCAGCACCUGAUCCCCAGACAGCGGCCUCUGCCCGCCCCAGCAGUCCCGAGCCCCGGCCCUGCCAGAGGAAGCGCUGCCGCCGGACCUGACCGACUUCCCAGUGGCUGCCUCCCUAGGCUGGGACAGCCAUUCUUCUCUGUCCCUUCUGGCCACACUCCAGGGUGGAGUUGGAUGAGCCAUCUCUUACCUCCUGAGGCUGGAUCAGUCCUUUCUGUGGGGGCUCCAGGGCCCUUCCACUGCUGUGCUGGGUGGGGAAGCAGCUGCCCCAACCCCAGGUCUCCUGGAAGGCUGCGAGGAGAGCCUGGCUGGAGCCCGCUGUUCCCACAGGGACUUUGUUUCUCCUAACCUGCUCCGCAUGUUGUCAGCGGCUGCCCUGCCGUCAUAGACCUAAGUGACUGCAAUAAAUGUAGAGUUGUUGUCUAACACCCCAUGGCGGGAGCCAAAAUGUC